Molecule: messenger RNA, 2207 nt
Organism: Daktulosphaira vitifoliae (grape phylloxera)
Lineage: Eukaryota; Metazoa; Arthropoda; Insecta; Hemiptera; Phylloxeridae
Gene: eIF5
Product: eukaryotic translation initiation factor 5
Exons: 12
Coding region: 692-2014 (440 amino acids)
Biological process (GO): formation of translation preinitiation complex; translational initiation; formation of cytoplasmic translation initiation complex
Cellular component (GO): cytosol
Molecular function (GO): eukaryotic initiation factor eIF2 binding; translation initiation factor activity; GDP-dissociation inhibitor activity
Source: RefSeq, a predicted model, not a curated record
UUGGCUGACACACACCCGUACACGCACACGCUUAAACGUACCUACUUUUGCGACUGGGCAGCUGUAAAAUAAUUUACUGAAUUUCAUUUUCAUUUGUUGCACGAUAUAAUCGUUGGUGUACUAACCAAAUACCGAACUCGGCGACAAUCUUAUCUCCACUCGUCUGACCGACUCGUCGGCAUACGGAUUAUUUGUUCACCUCUGUCGAUUACAUUUGUAGUCGCUGUAUACUUAAUAUUUUUAUUAGUUCUGCACGUUGUACGCCAUCAUUGAAUUUAGCAAUAUUGCAUCGUCGUGUGAUCAUUUUGAAACGACGUUGUCGGGACCCGGUAAUACUGGGCUAGUCAAAGAUUUCGAUCUUUGGCCAAGUCAACCGCGGAAGCGAACAAAAGUCGCUAAUAAAUUCUCCAUUAUUUCCGAGUCCCAGAAGGGUGACACCAUUUAUAUGAAGUUUCUCGCCACGGUAUCGCCAUCAAUAUCCAGAGCACGAUCUGGCAGUUAUAAAAAGCUCAUUGAGCCAUUUAUUGGCCCUGCUACAAGGUGCAUGAGUUCUUUAAAAUAUUUAGGGUUUAGUUUUCGACAUUUGUUGGAACAGGACAUCAAAAUACUGCAGCAAUCAACACAGAAAAUCACAACCAUUCAGGGAAACGUGACAGGUUAUACUUAAAAUAAGAAUUGAAUAUCUGCAACCAUGGGUAGCGUAAAUGUUAAUCGGAAUGUCAGUGAUGCAUUCUAUAGAUAUAAAAUGCCUAGACUCAUGGCUAAAGUUGAAGGCAAGGGCAAUGGAAUUAAAACAGUUCUUGUCAAUAUGGCUGAAGUUGCUAAAGCUAUAGGACGACCUGCUACAUAUCCUACCAAAUUCUUUGGUUGUGAGUUGGGUGCACAAACACAAUUUGAUUUCAAACAUGAUAGAUUUAUUGUAAAUGGUGCCCAUGAUGCUGGCAAACUUCAGGACUUAUUGGAUGGCUUUAUUCGUAAAUAUGUUUUAUGUCCAGAAUGUGAUAAUCCUGAAACAGAACUUAUGAUUAGUACAAAAAAAGGAACAAUACAUCAAGGGUGUAAAGCCUGUGGUUAUUAUGGUUCAUUAGAGUCUAAUCAUAAACUUAACGCUUACAUUCUCAAAAAUCCUCCUAAUUUAAAUCCAGCUGCUCAAGGAUCUUCUUUAACUGAAGGAAAACGUAAUAGACGUUCCAAAAAGGGUACUGAAAAUGGUGAAGGUGGAAGGUCUAGUUCUCCCGAGGAAAAUAAUUCUGAAUUAAUUGUAGAAGCUCCUGAAAAGUUGGCUGAAGAUAAGGAAGAUGAUAAUUGGGCUGUUGAUGUAUCAGAAGAAGCAGUUAGAGCACGAAUGCAGGAUUUAACUGAUGGGGCUAAAGGCUUAACCAUUGAUGAGGAUACUGAUAAAACUGAAAAAGAGAGAAUGGAUAUAUUUUAUAAUAAAGUUCAAAAAGCACGUGAUUCUGGUUCAAUAUUGGCCAAAGAACUUGUUGCCGAAGCGGAAAGAUUAGAGGUCAAAAGCAAGGCAACAUUAGUGUUGGCUGAAUUAUUAUUUGAUGAUAAAAUUCAUUUACAGUUGAAGAAACAUCGUGUCUUAUUCUUAAGAUUUUGUCAUGAAGAUCAAAAAGCACAAAGAUAUUUAAUUGGUGGUAUUGAACAAGUAAUUGGGCUUCACAAAAGCAUUUUAUUGCCCAAAGUUUCUGCUAUUUUAAAAUUAUUUUACGAUGCAGAUAUCUUAGAAGAAUCUGUUUUGUUGGAUUGGGCAAGCAAAAUCAGCAAAAAGUAUGUGUCCAAAGAGCUUAGUCAAGAAAUACAUAAUUAUGCCAGUCAAUUUAUUACAUGGUUGAAAGAAGCUGAAGAAGAAGAAGAAAGUGCUGAUGAAAGUGAUGAUGAAUUAGAGAUUGAGUAUAAUGACCGUGUUCAUUCAAAUACAUUGAAAGCCCAACCAGCUAUAUCUGUCGCUAAAACAACUGUUGCUGUUGAAGAUAAUGAAGAUGAUGUAGACAUCGACGCUAUAUAGAAUACAUAGAACAUAAUUAUUUUCAAGUUAUAAGUUUCAAAUAAAAAAAAUAGUUAAACAUAAUAAAUAAUAUGAUUAGUAGAAAUAGUAAUAAAUAUUAUUAAUCAAAUACACCAAAACAAUUAUCAUGAACUAAUUUUUAUUAAUAUAUAUAUUGUUAUUGAAUUUUACAAUACACGUAUACUUUUGGGAA